UGGAGGUGAUGGACCAGCAGAGGGUGCUGCAUAGUGGCUGCCUGGUAUCGGGGGUGCACACCCCGCCCAUCCGCCGCAACAGCAAGCUGGCCAGCCUGGGGCGCAUCUUCAAACCCUGGAAGUGGAGGAAAAAGAAAAGCGAGAAGCUGAAGCAGAGCUCCACAGGUGUGUGUGUGUGUGUGUGAGAGAGAGAGAGAGAGAGAGAGAGAGAGAGACUCAUCCAUCGGUAAACUACACAAACACUCACCUUUUCCCCGUCCUCUCCCCUACAAAAUUAGGCCAGGUGUAGCAGAUUAUGAGUAAAAGCACUUGGGUAAUACCCCAACUAUUUAAAAUGUAGUCAUGUAGUCUCCCUAAGCAGACGGGUUUCUGCCCACAUUAACAAUGUUCCAGCAUACACAUGCCAGAGAGGGCUGGUGGGAGGAGCUAUAGGAGGACGAGCACAUUGUAAUGGCUGGAAUGGACUUAAAUGGAACGGUAUCAAACACGUCAAACAUAUGGAAACCACAUUCCAGUCAUUACAAUGAGCCCGCCCUCCUAUAGCUCCUCCCACCAGCCUCCUCUGACACACACAGCAUACAGCAUAGUGCUGUUGCCCUAGGUCUGAGAUUUCCGCGACUAGUAGUCAUGCUAUGGAGAUGAUGAGUGUCAAAUAGAGGGUAAACAUGGUUGUAAAACUAAGCCAUGUAUGUUGUCUCUUUUAUGUUCUUCCUGCAGAUGUGGCGUUGUCCAGUGGGUGUCUCUCUCCAGAGCCCGGUUCCCCCUUGCAGGGCUCCUCAGAUGGGACAGGCAUGUUGGGGGGGUUUGGGGGGUCGCUCAACGCCACUCUUACAGUCAGCAGUGUGGAGUAUUUGGGCCCCGAAGAGGAACUCCCCCCGCCAGGUAGGACAGCCCACCUCCAGGGAAAACUAAGGCCUAAUCCCAAAUCGGCGCCUAGACCCUACGCUUUAUGCACUUGUGGAGAUCUAAGAGGAUUUUAUUGGUUUAAUGAAGCUUCUACCUCAUAGCCUAUCAUAGGGCAAGGUGGAGCUAAAGUCCUCACCAUGUAUUUGGACAGUGAAGCUAAAUCUUUUAUUUUGGCUCUAUACUCCAGCAUUUUGGAUUCAAGAUACAAUUUUGAAUAUGAGGCGAAAGUACCGAAUGUCACCUUUUCCAAGUCCUCCUUUCAAAGAAGAUAUAUUGACACAGGAUAGGGUAGCCACAGUAAUAUGAUGAAGUCUACCAUCAUCCGUAUUGCUUUCGCCUAUCCAGUUUAGAGCCCGACUGAUAUGUUUUUUGGGGUCCAAUACCAAUUCUAAUUUCUGGGGGGACAAAAGUUAGCGAUACCGAUAUAUCUGCCGAGAUACUAUUUGAUGCUGGGGAAUGAAAAAGUUAAAUUUUACACACUGAAUUCUCAUAAAUUGCCAUCCAAAACAGCAAUUGUCCAAGAAAUAUGCUUCAAAUGUAGAUUUUUUUUUUUUACAUUGUGAAAUUAAAGACAUAUCAUGAGAAUGGCAACAAGUGUUCAGAUAAGCAUGAGAUUCCCUUUUUUCGUCCUAUUUAUUGAAUAUCAGUUAUCGGUGGAAUUAUCUACCGAUAUAGCGGUAAAAGCAGUGCUUGACUUGGACUGAAAUAGGUGCCGGUACUCAUGUUGGGUGCCGGUACUGCAUAUAUUUAGGUGCAGGAGCUCCACAAUACUUUUGAACAGGAGCUCAAGCAGUAUAACAUUUAAGGUGCCGGUACUCAGCUCCGGUGAGCUCCUGCCCAAGUCAAGCACUGGGUAAAAGGCCAAUAUCGGCCGACAAUAUCGGUGAACCAAUAUAUCGGUCGGGCUCUAAUCCAGAUUGACUAAUUUUUGAGUAAUCAAAGUUAGAGGGACAUGGAAUUUGACUAAAUCCUUAGUGUUUAUCUUACAUUUGUUUUUGCCAUAUCAAGGGGAUUUAGAAAACAAUGUUCUAAACACAAUGUUCUUUUUUGUAAACAAUUAUGUUUUGACAGUAUUUACCAUAGACUAUUACAAUAUACAUGAUGUAUAUGAUAUGGAGAGACAACUUGUUUCUUAUAAAUGUUCUUAUAAAUAUGAUUCACAGUAGGCUAUUUUAGAUGUAUGUAAGUCCCACGAAAUUAACCACAUGAUACUCACACGACCCACUAGGGAGCAGCGGAGACAUUUGAAAACAACCAGUGGUGAUGAAAAUGCAUCGUCCAUUCACUGACAACAACUGUCACUGUAAAUGGUGUCCUGAUGUUACGAGAUUAAACUUAAUUAAUUGUAACACAUCUUUCAGUGGCUGAGCCUCCAGAGGAUUGUGAGCCAGAGCAAAAGAGCAGUCAAAAUACAGAGGAAGAGGAAGAUGAGGAAGAGGAGGGAGAGGAAGAGGCGCAGCCUGGUGCCGAUGCCUCUGAGGAGGUCCAGGAGGGAGGAGAAAAUACGGAGGAGAGGCAGGAAGAGGAAAUACCUCGGGGAACCACACCUCCCCCAGUAGCGGCCAAACCGGUGAUGCCACAGAUGAGCAGUGGCGAGGGUGAGAAGGCUAGUGAAAUGUACCAGGGUUAGGGUCAAUUCGAAUUGACGAGUCAAUUCAGGAAGUGAACAGACAUUCCGAUUCAAAGUUUUCCUUAAUGAAAAGCAUUGAGAAAAUGUGGAAUCGGAAUUUCAGUUUACUUGAUGAAUUAAUUGAUUUGAAAUGGAAUUGACCCACAACCCAGUGGAAUGUACUAAGAGGGGACCAUAAUGCCAAAACACUGCACUGCACACUCAGAGAGGGGUAGUGUGGACCCCACAUGUACAAGUACACAAACACACACUCAGAAACACAUACAGUGCCUUCAGGAAUUAUUCACACCCCUUGACUUUUUCCACAUUUUAUUGUGUUACAGCCUGAAUUUAAAAUGGAUUAAAUUGAGAUGUUUUGGUCAGUGGCCUACACACACAAUACCCCAUAAUGUCAAAGUGGAAUUAUGUUUAUUUUUUUAAACAAAUUGAUUAAAAAUGAAAAUAUGAAAUGUCAAUAAGUAUUCAACCCCGUUGUUAUGGCAAGCCUAAGUAAGUUCAGAAGUAAAACGUUGCUUAACAAGUCACAUAAUAAGUUGCAUGGACUCACUCUGUGUGCAAUAAUAAUGUUUAACAGGAUUUUUGAAUGACUACCUCAUCUCUGUACCCCACACAUACAAUUAUCUGUAAGGUCCCUCAGUCGAGCAGUGAAUUUCAAACACAGAUUCAACCACAAAGACCAGGGAGGGUUCCCAAUGCCUCACAAAGAAGGGCACCUAUUGGUAGAUGGGUUAAAAUAUAAAAAGCAGAGCUGUGUGUAGAUGGGUGAGAAAAUGUGGAAUAAGUCAAGGGGUAUGAAUACUUUCUGACGUACCAUACCUGUACGGCCAACCCGGGGUUCGAUCUCACUUUAACAAUGACACUUCGUAUUCCAAAAAUUAGCAUGCUUCCUACCAUUAGCUUACCAAUGACUUUGGUUGGCGAGGGCGACACUACUUCAAGUCUCAGGCCAGGUGGCAAUGUCACCACAUGAUGGCUACUAGCUUACUACCUUAUUAUCUUUGUAGCUGAGUUGGUAGAGCAUGGCGGUUGUAACGCCAGGGUAGUGGGUUUGAUUCCCGGGACCACCCAUGCGUAAAAUGUAUGCACGCAUGACUGUAAGUCUGCUAAAUAGCAUAUACAGUGGGGAAAAAAAGUAUUUAGUCAGCCACCAAUUGUGCAAGUUCUCCCACUUAAAUAGAUGAGAGAGGCCUGUAAUUUUCAUCAUAGGUACACGUCAACUAUGACAGACAAAAUGAGAAAAAAAUAUCCAGAAAAUCACAUUGUAGGAUUUUUAAUGAAUUUAUUUGCAAAUUAUGGUGGAAAAUAAGUAUUUGGUCAAUAACAAAAGUUUCUCAAUACUUUGUUAUAUACCCUUUGUUGGCAAUGACACAGGUCAAACGUUUUCUGUAAGUCUUCACAAGGUUUUCACACACUGUUGCUGGUAUUUUGGCCCAUUCCUCCAUGCAGAUCUCCUCUAGAGCAGUGAUGUUUUGGGGCUGUCGCUGGGCAACACAGACUUUCAACUCCCUCCAAAGAUUUUCUAUGGGGUUGAGAUCUGGAGACUGGCUAGGCCACUCCAGGACCUUGAAAUGCUUCUUACGAAGCCACUCCUUCGUUGCCCGGGCGGUGUGUUUGGGAUCAUUGUCAUGCUGAAAGACCCAGCCACGUUUCAUCUUCAAUGCCCUUGCUGAUAGAAGGAGGUUUUCACUCAAAAUCUCACGAUACAUGGCCCCAUUCAUUCUUUCCUUUACACGGAUCAGUCGUCCUGGUCCCUUUGCAGAAAAACAGCCCCAAAGCAUGAUGUUUCCACCCCCAUGCCACAGUAGGUAUGGUGUUCUUUGGAUGCAACUCAGCAUUCUUUGUCCUCCAAACACGACGAGUUGAGUUUUUACCAAAAAGUUCUAUUUUGGUUUCAUCUGACCAUAUGACAUUCUCCCAAUCCUCUUCUGGAUCAUCCAAAUGCACUCUAGCAAACUUCAGACGGGCCUGGACAUGUACUGGCUUAAGCAGGGGGACACGUCUGGCACUGCAGGAUUUGAGUCCCUGGCGGCGUAGUGUGUUACUGAUGGUAGGCUUUGUUACUUUGGUCCCAGCUCUCUGCAGGUCAUUCACUAGGUCCCCCCGUGUGGUUCUGGGAUUUUUGCUCACCGUUCUUGUGAUCAUUUUGACCCCACGGGGUGAGAUCUUGCGUGGAGCCCCAGAUCGAGGGAGAUUAUCAGUGGUCUUGUAUGUCUUCCAUUUCCUAAUAAUUGCUCCCACAGUUGAUUUCUUCAAACUAAGCUGCUUACCUAUUGCAGAUUCAGUCUUCCCAGCCUGGUGCAGGUCUACAAUUUUGUUUCUGGUGUCCUUUGACAGCUCUUUGGUCUUGGCCAUAGUGGAGUUUGGAGUGUGACUGUUUGAGGUUGUGGACAGGUGUCUUUUAUACUGAUAACAAGUUCAAACAGGUGCCAUUAAUACAGGUAACGAGUGGAGGACAGAGGAGCCUCUUAAAGAAGAAGUUACAGGUCUGUGAGAACCAGAAAUCUUGCUUGUUUGUAGGUGACCAAAUACUUAUUUUCCACCAUCAUUUGAUAAUAAAUUCAUUAAAAAUCCUACAAUGUGAUUUUCUGGAUUUUUUUUCCUCAAUUUGUCUGUCAUAGUUGACGUGUACCUAUGAUGAAAAUUACAGGCCUCUCUCAUCUUUUUAAGUGGGAGAACUUGCACAAUUGGUGGCUGACUAAAUACUUUUUUCCCCCACUGUAUUACUACUAGUGCAAACAGCUAGCUAGCUCACAUCUCGUACAUACACAACAUAUUAAAGGACCACAUAUCCAUACACAAAGAGGAUUGCAAUAUGGACCACACACACACACACACCCACCACUAUGUUACCUGACAACUAAUAUCUCUUUGUCUUUCUCUGCCUCUCAGACCCAUCCCCUGUGCCCUCACACUUGGCCAACUCUUUCCUGCCUAAAGAGCCGCCUAGGGCUCCCGAGAGCCUGGCCCCGAUGGUGGCCCUGCGAGGGCCCCUUUCCAACCCCUCAGGGUCUCCUCACCUCGCCAAUAUUAUGCACCCUCCCAUGCCCCCUAGCUGUAUCAUGGAGGAGCUACAACGAGCCUUCGCCUCAAAGGUGAACCGGCAGGAAAGGUGAGCAGCACAGCUCAUUCACUGCAAACAGACACAUAAUCUCACCAUUAUGUGACGGGGAGUUCAUGUUGUCUCUCAUGUUCGGUAACUUAAAUCCUGUAGGUAUAAGGCUUUAUAACUUGUUAUAAGCAAGUAUGAGCCUUUAUAAUGUCUUAUAAUAAGGCUUAUUAUAUAUCUCUCUAUGUAUGCAUGCUCAUGACAAGUCUUACAAUGCAUUAUAACUGGAUCAUAAUGCAUUAUACCUGCAGGUUUUUAAGUAAAGCAUUAUUUAAUCCCUCAUUGGUUUUAUAGCCGAUGUCAGUUUACAUCCACCAUGUUGCAUGUUCACUCCCCCAUUGAAGAAUCCAGUGUUCACUCCUAUGGUAUAUUCACCUAAAUGCUUACCCACUGUCUCCAUGUUAACGCCUACCUGUAUGUUACCUUUCAAAUGGACCUGCACCGCCAUGCUCACCCAUCCAUCAACCCCCUCUUGUCCUGUUAACCCCCAUGCUCCCUCCUCCCUCCCGUGUUCCCUCAGAGUGCAUGGGCCUGCUGAGCCGGGCUCGACCCCGUGGCGGCGCUCUGAUGGGCGGAUCUCUCGCUCCUCCAGCUCGGAGAAUCAGUCGGCGGCGAGCGGUGGCGUUAUCGACUGGCUCCACCAAGCGGACAGGAAGAAGGAGGCGGAGGAGAACAAGGAGAACAUGCGGCUGGACCAGUGCUUCUCCGACGCCUCAGGCCUCCCCCACGAUCAGGACGACUGGAAUGACUCCGUCAUCUCUGGUGGGUCCUUUCUUAAAGGAAACAACAGAUAUUAAUGAUAUCCCCCUUAUUAAACUAAUUCCCAAGCGAUAUAUAACAAAUCGAAAAUAGCCAUUCAUUUUCAAACAUUCUAACUCCUGGGCUCAACAUUGGGGGGAACAAAACAGACGAUGGGUUGAGCUGGUUUUACGGCGUUUACAGCAAUUUUAAGACAUUACACAUUUAAAAUGUUUGUUUUGUUUUUGGCCAUUAUGGACUCUUCUAAACUUGAGACCUGCACGUGAUUUACGAGGUUUGAGUUGAAUGUGGACAUUUUAUGUUAGGUUUCUGCCCUGUGAGAGCAAUCUCGAAGUGAUCGCUGACGUCCUGUGUGUGUGUGUGUGUGUGCAGGUACACUACCUCGCAGGCUAAGGAAGGAGCUGUUGGUGGUGAAGCUUCGGAAUCGACCCAGCAAAGAGGAGCUUGAAGACCGGAAUAUCUUCCCAGCGCGGACUGAACAGGAA
Coregonus sp. 'balchen' is the source of this 6886-nucleotide messenger RNA. The record is from the annotation of a GenBank genome assembly. NCBI's taxonomy places the organism in Eukaryota, Metazoa, Chordata, Actinopteri, Salmoniformes, Salmonidae.